AUGGGUGCAUUCGAGGAGCUGCCUCUAGAGCUCAUCUUGUCCGUCCUCGCCGGCGUGUUGGCCUCCGCGGACAAGCUUGCCGACCUCUUCUCCACCAUGCUCACGUACGUGUACUGCAGCCGUCCGGUUUUGGCAGGUGCAAGGUGGCGUCGGCGUGGUGCGUGGCCGUGCGCAGCAAGGUGGUGCCUCGCCGCGCACGAUUUCCUCCGCAGCUGCGGCGACGCUGGCAACCCUGACGCCAACUACCUUCUCGGCAUGAUUCGGUUCUACUGCCUCGCCGAGGGCCAUCAGGGCUGGUCGCGGAUGAAGAAGGCUGCGAGGUCCGGCCACGCGGAGGCAAUCUACGCUCUCGCCAUCAUCCGGCUAAAUGGCAGCGGCGGCAUCACGGCUGACGACAGAGGCCAGCACACCGCCGCGCACCUGUGUAUGGCGCCGCACUGGCCGCCGCCGGCAGGCCGCCCGUCUGCACCUCCGCCACCGCCGGACCCUUCUACCUCCGCUGGGCUGCACCACAUCCUCGACGCCGGCGCCGUCGCUCUUGCCCACUGGAGCUCACGACCCCUACACAGUCGGCCGCCGCCCCUCACAUGCCAAGCUCGGGCGAGCAGCGGCGGGCGCGGCCGUGCCCCCAACAAGCUCUCCAAGAUCAAGGUGGUGCGCACAUCCGUCGCGCGCGUGCUCACCGUGAUCUCGCAGAAGCAGAAGGCGGCGCUGUGGGAGGCGUACAAGAACAAGCUGCUUCCGCUCGACCUCCGCCCCAAGAAGACCCGCGCCAUCCGCAGGCGCCUCACCAAGCACCAGGUAUGUACGCCAUGCUCUUCUCUCCCUUCCUACAACGCCUACACGUAUUGUGUUGUUACCUUGUUGAAACUUACGAUUUGACGGAGGUUUUAAUGUUGUGUGGUAACCCUAGUUAUUAAUGUUAGAUGUGUUCAGUGAAAUUGAUGUGCGUCAUGUAAAUGUGGGUCAAAUGUACUUGUCCAAAAUGCCAUUUUUAUGUAUUAGUAGAAAAGAUGGGUAUACUUCAAAAAUUGUUAUGGAUGGUUGCAGUGUCAUUUAAGAUGUAUGUGUGGCUUAUUCAAUAGUUGUUUGCAAGUGAUUUGUUUAAUUCGUUUCUUCUGCUGUUUGCUAAUUGGCUUGCGACGUCGCCGACUUUAUUGUUUGGAAAGUGAUUCUGUGUUUGGGUUCAACUUGGCGUAGUGUCAGUGUGUUGUGUGUUUAAUUGCCAGUGAAAUUGCUAGGUGGCUUGAGUAUUUACUUCGUUUGACUGAAUGCAAUAUUAAGCAGUCUAUAUUGUUCAGCUCCAAUCCAAAGGCAGAAAUGAAUAGAGAUGUUUGGUGGCACAAGCGAGGAGAAAACACAAUUGAUUUAAUUAGUACUACUCCUACAAGAAUAUUGGAUUCAUAAAUGGCUUGAGGUUUUGAGUGAGCUGGAGAAAAUAGUACUGGUUGAAUUAGUAGUACUCCUACAAGAACAUAAUAUUCACAAAUGGCCUGAUGGUUUGAGUGAGCUGUGGUUCUUGUCUAAU
Phragmites australis (common reed) is the source of this 1528-nucleotide messenger RNA. RefSeq lists its product as uncharacterized. Gene Ontology annotation, molecular function: structural constituent of ribosome; protein binding. The record is from RefSeq and is a predicted model, not a curated record. NCBI's taxonomy places the organism in Eukaryota, Viridiplantae, Streptophyta, Magnoliopsida, Poales, Poaceae. Gene Ontology annotation, biological process: translation. The transcript has 5 exons. Gene Ontology annotation, cellular component: ribosome. Bases 1 to 882 code for a protein of 293 amino acids.